UGUCGGCCACAUCCAGCUUCAUUGUAGUCUAUUCAUAUAGUGAAGAAAUUGGAUGCCAAAAUACUGAUGAUUUUCUAACUUUAUAACUGUUUUAUUGUACCAUAAACUAGUAACUGUUUGCUUAAAGCAAUAGCUAUACUUGUGUGAUUUACAGUACAAUAGUAAUUGUGGAUUUCUUAGUAACUAUUAUAUCUUAGGGUUCCUGAUAUGAAUAAUGUUAAAGGAAUCAUUAACUACCGUAACCUCCUAAUCAAAGUGAAAAAUCCAAUGUCUGAAAUGAUCUGCAAUUUCCUACAACGCAUCAUGUCAAACAUCAUUCAUUUCCAGUUACAGAAUGCUCAGGAUUUUGUGCCUCGGGCUUUAUGGUGUCCUUGGAAGAUACUCCACACACACUUAAGUGGCGGUCUGAAGACAAUGCUUCGUUGACACUCAGAGGCCCGGGGCUGCCGUGGGUCGGGGAAAAAAUGAACGCGCCCUCUGCAACCUGGCACGAAAUCGUCACAACAGGACCAGGGUACUGCGUCUUUGCCCCAUCACUCCGAGCCGACAAGAGCUGUGGUCCUGAGCAAUACCUCGAAGUGGAGACAGAGAGUCCAGCAUCUUGGGAGUUGAACUGUGACAAUUCCUCGUGUGGCUGUUACACACAGCGACUGAUCUCGCUGCGUUUGCCCCUGGGAGAAACCAACAGCUUGUCCUGGUGGCCUGGCACAGCCACGGGCCUGCGAAUAGUUGCACCUGGACUGUGGAAGAUGCUUCAGCUUGAUGAAUCGGCCAGACACCGUUGGCAUGAUCUUACUAUCCAGCCUGAAUAUAAUGGCACUUCGUGCAGUUUUGCCAGCACCAGUCUUGGAAAGACCCUCGCCUGCAACCUUGAGGUUACAUCUUUAUCAACCAUAUAUAUUCAGGGUAGCAAUGCCAACGGCUGGACGCCAAGCCACUGGUCCUUCGGUUGCACGGACGUUCCACAGGUGUGCUUGGAAACGACGAAGGAUCACACUUCACCCACCAACUCACAUCAACGACGAAAAGGAUGAACAUCACAGAAAAUUCAAUGGUAACAAAGAGCUAUCAGUAAAUUAUCUUUCAAAGCGAAAGCAACAGCAAAAGGUAUAUGAUACUUUCAAAGGUACUAGUGUGUGUGUGUGUGUGUGUGUGUGUGUGUGUGUAUGUGUCCGUGCAUGCGUGUGUGUGUGUGUGUGUGUGUGUGUGUGUGUGUGUGUGUGUGUGUGUGUGUGUGUGUGUGUGUGUGUGUGUGUGCGUGUGUGUGUGUGUGUGUGUGUUUGUGUGCGUGCGUGCGUGUGUAGGCUAUGUAGCCAAGUAAUGUAAGAUUUAUUGGAGGUUAGCUCUAUAUUCUCCCAAGAUUCUAGCCACGAAGAUCCUACGUGGUGCUCGCCUGGCAAGACAAGCACCGCCAUCCAGCAUCUUUAGCUUCCUAGGUGACUUGUGUGAUAACAAUCUAUUGGUUAAAUUUCUCCUUAGCCUAAGGGAGUUGAAACCCCAUUGCUGGCGCGCCCUCAACUCUCGAGCCAAGCUGGAUCAUCGCGACAGCAAGUUCGCUCCCUCCGGCUUCUAAAGACACCGCCGGGUUCUAUGGCUAAUUCAAUAAAGGAAUCCGCACU
Molecule: messenger RNA, 1619 nt
Organism: Penaeus chinensis
Lineage: Eukaryota; Metazoa; Arthropoda; Malacostraca; Decapoda; Penaeidae
Exons: 5
Coding region: 363-1034 (223 amino acids)
Source: RefSeq, a predicted model, not a curated record